Molecule: messenger RNA, 6377 nt
Organism: Erpetoichthys calabaricus (reedfish)
Lineage: Eukaryota; Metazoa; Chordata; Cladistia; Polypteriformes; Polypteridae
Gene: trpc5a
Product: transient receptor potential cation channel, subfamily C, member 5a
Exons: 11
Coding region: 1234-4200 (988 amino acids)
Biological process (GO): manganese ion transport; calcium ion transmembrane transport; regulation of cytosolic calcium ion concentration
Cellular component (GO): membrane; cation channel complex
Molecular function (GO): store-operated calcium channel activity; protein binding; inositol 1,4,5 trisphosphate binding
Source: RefSeq, a predicted model, not a curated record
GGACAUUUUCUUGGAAAGCAUCGACUUCCAGGUGUAUUCCGAUCUGGACCGACCACUAGACUAGAUAAAAUUUCAGUUUAAUGCCUGCCCUAUUACACAGUAUCCGCUGUUUCUGUAGUUUAUCAUUUCUGAUCCAAUUGUAGCGGCAAUCUAAUUUCACAUCCCAGCAUUGGUCAGACCAUGGCUUCUGAAAUUUGAUGAGAUGUGACAGCAAGGUGUUCAAGACACCGAGAGAUAAUCUGUGCGCACUGAAGAAAAAGAGCUUCAUUUCUCGAAGACCCGUGACAAGGACACUAGCAUACGCUGGGUUGUGUACAUAGGCAUCUGUUAUUAUAAUGAUCUCUAAAUAUUGAGGUACAUUUUAUGAUGCCAUACUAGAAUCAUUCAAGAGCGAAGUCAUUUUUUUAAAUGAAAGAACCAAAAAGCUACUGGACUAUAUGGAAUAAAUAGAGGAGACGAAGAGAGGGAUGGGUAGAGAAGGAAAGCGGCUAUUUUCCUAAUUGCAGUGCUAUUGGUUGCCGCUGACGCCCUUUGUGUGAAAGGUAUGAACAGAGGCGGAUAGACCGAGAGCUCGAUCAAAAACCAUGACAACUGGAGGGGGCAUGCAGGACCAGGGAGCUUUCUGAAAAGGGGCACGCAGGACCAGCGGGAAACUGUAUGUCACACAGGGGAGCACGAGCGAGGAACGGUAACAUCUUUGCCUCGGGACUAAACGCAGUAAGAGGAGUGGCGCGAUAUGUGACAGGGGGCAAGACACGGGAUCGGGGUGAUUUGUGACAGGAGACCAGGCGCAAGAGCCAAGCCCGAUCUGAGGCAGGCAAGGAGACACGCACACGCACACUCUCUCUCUCUCUCUCUCUCUCACACACACACACACACACACACACACAUACAUUCGUUCGGCUAGCUUUCAGACGCACAUCUGUAUUCUGUGAAGAAGCGCUCUCCGCGCAGAGGAUUCGGAUGACUAUUUUACGCUCAUCGGAUUCUUUUCACGAGGAAGGCAAGUGCCAGUGCUUCUGCGUCUUCUUCGUCCCUGCUCGGCGAUUUAGACGCCAGCGGACCGUUGCGGUUUCACGCGAAACAUGGCUAAGGAAUCGAGCCGCCGAUGGUGACAGCUGUGGGCAUCGGCGCUUGUCCCCGUGUCUGUCAGCGCAAUGAAGAUGUGAUCCUUCGUUUGGACCUCCAUCUCAGUUCCAGCUCUGCAACAGCCCUUCUCCAAUGGAAUGAACAAUGGCACAGCUCUAUUACAAAAAGGUGAACUACUCACCCUACAGAGACCGUAUUCCACUUCAGAUCGUGCGUGCAGAGGCCGAACUCUCUCUGGAGGAGAAGGCGUAUCUAAGUGCCGUUGAGAAGGGUGACUACGCCAGCGUGAAGCAUGCUCUGGAGGAGGCGGAAAUCUAUUACAACAUUAACAUCAACUGCAUCGACCCUCUAGGCCGCAGUGCCCUCCUCAUCGCCAUUGAGAACGAGAACCUGGAGAUCAUGGAACUGCUUCUAAACUACAAUGUCUACGUCGGGGACGCUCUGCUGUAUGCUAUUCGAAAGGAGGUGGUCGGUGCGGUGGAGCUCCUGUUGAGCCACAGAAAACCGAGUAAAGAGAAGCAGGUCCCCUGUCUGAUGAUGGACAGUCAGUUUUCGGAGUUUACUCCAGAUAUCACCCCAAUCAUGUUGGCGGCCCACACCAAUAACUAUGAAAUCAUCAAACUGCUAGUUCAGCGGAAAGUGACGAUUCCCCGACCUCACCAGAUUCACUGUAACUGUGUGGAAUGUGUUUCCAGCUCCGAAGUGGACAGUCUGCGGCACUCACGCUCCCGCCUUAACAUCUACAAGGCCCUGGCUAGCCCUUCUCUCAUUGCUCUCUCCAGUGAGGACCCAAUCCUUACGGCAUUCCGACUGGGGUGGGAGUUGAAGGAGCUCAGUAAAGUGGAAAAUGAAUUUAAAGCGGAAUACGAGGAGUUGUCUCAACAGUGCAAGCGCUUUGCAAAGGACCUGCUGGAUCAAGCCCGUAGCUCCAGAGAGCUGGAGAUUAUCCUCAACCAUCGGGAUGACCACAGCGAGGAGCUGGAGCCGCAUGAGUGUCACGACUUGGCGAAGCUUAAACUGGCCAUCAAGUAUCACCAAAAAGAGUUCGUGGCUCAGCCCAACUGUCAACAACUCCUGGCAACACUGUGGUAUGAUGGAUUCCCAGGCUGGCGCCGGCGGCAUUGGGCAGUGAAGCUGCUGACAUGCUUUAUUCUUGGCCUUCUCUUCCCCGUCUUCUCUGUAAUCUAUUUAAUUGCACCCAAGAGCAGCUUAGGACAGUUCAUUAAAAAGCCAUUCAUCAAGUUUAUCUGCCACACCGCCUCCUAUCUGACUUUUCUGUUCCUGCUGUUGCUAGCAUCCCAGCACAUUGUUCGUACUGACCUGCAUAUGCAAGGACCCCCGCCUACCAUUGUGGAGUGGAUGAUUUUACCUUGGGUGUUAGGUUUUAUAUGGGCUGAAAUUAAAGAAAUGUGGGAUGGAGGAUUCACUGAAUAUGUACAUGACUGGUGGAAUUUAAUGGAUUUUGCCAUGAACUCCUUGUACCUUGCUACAAUUUCAUUAAAAAUCGUUGCAUAUGUCAAGUAUAACGGUUCCCGUCCAAGAGAAGAAUGGGAAAUGUGGCACCCUACGUUGAUUGCAGAGGCCCUAUUUGCCAUUGCAAACAUCUUCAGCUCGCUACGACUCAUCUCUUUAUUCACGGCCAAUUCUCAUCUGGGACCCCUUCAGAUUUCCCUUGGUCGUAUGCUCCUUGAUAUUCUCAAGUUCCUGUUUAUUUACUGUUUGGUGCUUUUGGCCUUUGCUAAUGGACUCAACCAGCUCUACUUUUAUUAUGAGACGAAUGGCACAGAUGAGCCCAACCACUGCAAAGGCAUUCGCUGUGAGAAACAAAACAAUGCCUUCUCAACGUUGUUCGAGACUCUUCAGUCACUGUUCUGGUCAGUGUUUGGCCUACUGAACCUCUAUGUCACAAAUGUGAAAGCAAGGCACGAGUUCACCGAAUUUGUUGGAGCUACCAUGUUUGGCACAUACAACGUGAUCUCAUUGGUUGUGCUGCUCAAUAUGCUGAUAGCCAUGAUGAACAAUUCAUACCAACUCAUUGCCGAUCAUGCCGAUAUUGAAUGGAAGUUUGCACGAACAAAGCUGUGGAUGAGUUACUUUGAUGAGGGAGGCACACUUCCACCUCCGUUCAACAUCAUUCCAAGCCCUAAAUCAACUUGGUACCUCUUUGUGUGGAUACACAGGAAACUGUGUUCAUGGAAGAAUCCAGAGGAUGAGCAAAAGAAGCAUGAGAACUUCAGAGCUUUCACAGAACGCCAUGCUGACAAUCUUAUCCAAAAUCAACACUAUCAGGAAGUCAUAAGAAAUUUAGUGAAGAGAUAUGUGGCAGCAAUGAUCAGAAGCGCAAAAACAGAUGAGGGCCUAACAGAAGAGAAUUUUAAGGAACUGAAACAGGAUAUUUCCAGUUUCCGCUAUGAAGUUCUCGAUCUAUUGGGCAACAGAAAACCUCCAAGGCGAACCUUUUCCUCCAGCAGUGAAGCCACUCUCAAAGAUGAAAUGAAUGAUGAGGAUGGGUGCCCCACAGAACACUCGAAAUCUCGAAGUGUCUCGUUCCGGGUGGCAGAGAAAAGAAGCGAUUCAUUUAGUGUGUCUGCUUUAUUUAGGUCCAUGUCAGGAACUGACAUUGUAGAGGAGAAACCAAAGAACAACAGGUUCAAGAAGUCUUUUGUCAAGAAUGGAAACAGACUUCAAAGAAUUUCCAAUUCCAAAAAAGACUCCUUUAAAAGACUUGGCCUUCUAUUCUCCAAAAUGAAUAGCCAUCGUCCGGAGCAGAACUCAGAGCCAAUGUACACUAUUUCAGAUGGGCUGAUCCAGCCCCAGUUCAUGUGGCAGGAUUUUAAGUAUUCUCAAAUCGCUAAAGACAAAGAUGUGACGAGGAGUGAAAGUCACUUAAAUGAGGUGGGUAACUGUGAGGCUGCGAAUGUCAAUGGCACGGACAAUCUUUUGGUUCCUGUUUGCAGCAACUCCCUUCACUGUGCUUCCAGUACCACGGCUUCCAACUGUAAGCUAAUUGAUUCCAAUGAGGACGUAUUUGAUGCAUGGGAUGGGAGCUGUGGCCUUGUGAACAACAAGUGGAAAACUGGCCAAGAGGACAGUGUUACAACUAUGUUAUAAAAACACCAACCUAAGUUGGAGGGAAAAAUAAUCACUGAUGUCAAGCUUUGUUUAUAACCCAGGUCAGCAAAUUUGCUUCCAACAGCUAGGAGCAAGGCUGUAGCACUGACUCAUUCUGCUUUAACUGACUGUCACAGAUCAUUUUUAGCAGUCAAGACUAACCAAGAAUAUUAUGAUUGCAAUAGUAAUAAUUAACAGAACACUGUUUCUCAUGUAUAAUUUUGCUGUCUAAAGAUUAUUUUUUACUCAGUCAAACAUAGUCCAGGUGGGUUAAAACGUGGUCUUUGGCCCUAAAAGGUCCAAAUAAAUCUGAAAGGGAAGCCUAGAGAGAUGUUUUUUAUAUUUAUUAUGUGUCUGGUUAUUUCAUCACUUAUGAGACAACUAAAAUAAGAGGGUGCUUCAAAUUUAUACUCUAUGAAUCAAAAAAGAUGGCACUAUUGUCAAAAUCCCAAUAUACGCUUUUUAUACUUCAUAAUUAUAGAUAAUAUAUAAUCUGGACAGGAUUGUUCAAUUAAAUCCAAAUGAAUGGUUUCAUAUAAAGUAAAAGAAGUGAAACCAAUUCAAGAUUUUCCACUUCAAAAAUGAAAACAAGCAUACUAAAUUUCAUUAUUUUCAAAACUACAAUUUAAUUGUUUGCAAUACCUUUUGAACAGAUAUACACAGUAGUUCCAGCUACUGUACAUAACUAAGAAGUUGGAAGAAAUAUUGUUUACCAAGAUAUGUCUCAUAUUUAGCUUAGACAGCUAGAAGAUUUGCUUCUUAUUUUUUUUAUAGUUUAUCAAUUAAAAUUUUCCUUUGAUGUGCAGCUCUAGAACACUAUGUUAGAAACGCUCAUUUUAAAUAUACUGGGGUCUUUAUGAGUAUGCAUUAAGGCUUUGUCUGAAAGGACAACAAGAAGGAAUAAGGUGAUUUGCUAGAAUGGCUGGGAAGUUUUCUAUUUUUCUUUUUUGCUAAUUAUUAUUAUUAUUAAAGAGGAGGUGGAAAGUGGGUGAUCAGUGCUUAUCCUGCAUAAAUAAUUGUGGAAUUUUUAAUUUACUAUAUAAUAAAACGACAACAGCCACGGGUAUGUUCAGCCUUCCCAGAAAGAAGGGAGAGGGUACUAGAAGGCAGAAAAGCAGCUUGAUUUAUAAAGAAAAAGAAAUCUGGCAUUCAACAUACACUGUGAAAAGGUGAGACUCUGACUUCUGACCUUGAACACAGCCUUCAGAAAUGGGCAAGGGGAUGUUGUUCCCUCUCAGUAUAUUUCUGAAAAUCACUUCUGAAAGGGAAAGAAUAAUACUGUUUGCAUUGUAAACUACAUUUAAUAGCACUCUUUGCUUAUUUUUGCAUUGUGAUUUGCUCAUCUUAUGCUAUAUAUUAAGAUGACAUUUAAUAUAGGCAAGAUCAUCAUACACUACAGAAACUGUACUAUGGGAAAAAAGCAAAACUGAAAAUACCAUUAUACAGACUUUAUGUGUGGGUAGUAAAACAAACACAUCUAAUACAUAAAACUGCUAUCUUGAUUUAUCAUAAAAUAAUUGCAAAUUGGAGAUAAAAAUGAAAAUGUAAGUUGCAGCCACCCUCUCGGUUAUAUAUAGAUGCUGUGACUUUAAUUUUUGAGGAACACAUUAAUAAUCAAAACAGUUAACCAGGCAUCAUACAGAAGUUUCAUUUGUAGUGCUUCAGUUAUCGCAAUGGUGGUCUACUAUUGAGGAGAAACACUUACAGUGCCGUACAGCCCAUAAAGAGGGCAGAAACUACGUUGAUAGAAGCAAGGUCAUUUUCCAGCAGUCACAGGAAUUGCAGACUUUCAUUGCUACCUAGUACUAUUAGGGAAAAAAAUUCAAAUUAACUGAAAUCCAUGUCAAAUUAUUUUUUAUUUAAACAAUUCCAAGAAAAAAACUAGGAAGUUAAACAAAAAAAAAAAAUAUAUAUAUAUAUAAAUACACAUUAUUUAGAGAUGAUCUGAGGUCUGUGGACUUUUAGAGGAAACCCCAAGUCUCCAAGUAAAAGAAGGUUGGAAGAUUUAAUAGAAAAAAACAAAACAUAUACAUAUAACUGUGGUGGGCUGGCGACCUGCCCGGGGUUUGUUUCCUGUCUUGCGCCCUGUGUUGGCUGGGAUUGGCUCCAGCAGACCCCCAUAACCCUAUAGUUAGGAUAUAGCGGGUUGGUUAAUGGAUGGAUAUGAUAUACAUAUA